This is a messenger RNA of Caenorhabditis briggsae, 411 nucleotides long. It is a transcript of the gene Cbr-ave-1, whose product is annotated as Protein CBR-AVE-1. The transcript has 2 exons. NCBI's taxonomy places the organism in Eukaryota, Metazoa, Nematoda, Chromadorea, Rhabditida, Rhabditidae. The record is from RefSeq and is a predicted model, not a curated record. Gene Ontology annotation, molecular function: protein binding. The coding region runs from base 1 to 411 and encodes 136 amino acids.
AUGAGAGAGGGAGACCCAGAGAAAAUUGGUUAUUUUCUGGCGAUUUUUUACAAUUUCCAACAGUUUUCACCCCGAAAAAAGCCGAUUUUUCGCCCAAAAAUCAUGACAACAAAUGUGCAAGAAGUGUAUCAUGUCGUUUCGCACCGCCCGAUUUAUUUCUGGUCGGCGAACGAUGUCGAUAUUUGGCUUAGAAGGAAGCGACCCCGUUUUGCACUGAAAUAUGCGCAUUUCUUCCUUCGACAUAUUGUUUCAGGUAGAGUGCUCGUAGACCUCUCCGACGACGAUUUACGGGAGAUUGGAGUGGAAAAUGCGGAUGAGCGGCAGGAUUUGCUGCUGGAAAUUAAGAAAGAGAAGCUUUACAGUGAUUUGGACGAAUUCUCAAAGCUACGGACACAAUCUACGGGCAAUUAG